AUGACUGAGGACAACUUCUCCUUGACACCUGAAUUCAUCCUCACAGGAUUUACAGAUCACCCAGACCUGAAGAGCCUGCUGUUUGUGGUCUUCUCUGCCAUUUAUCUGAUCACCAUGGUGGGGAAUCUUGUUUUGGUAGCCUUGAUUUACAUGGAAUGUCGUCUUCAUACACCAAUGUACAUCUUUCUGGGAAACCUGGCUCUGAUGGAUGCUUGCUGUUCCUGUGCCAUCACUCCCAAAAUGUUAGAGAACUUCUUUUCUGAAGACAGAAGAAUUUCCCUCUAUGAAUGCAUGGCACAGUUUUAUUUUCUCUGUCUUGCUGAAACUGCAGACUGCUUUCUUCUGGCUGCAAUGGCCUAUGACCGCUAUGUGGCCAUUUGUAGCCCACUGCAGUACCACACCAGGAUGUCCAUGAAACUCUGCAUUUGUAUGACCACAGCAGCCUAUAUAAUUGGAAACCUGCAUUCCAUAAUUCAAGUAGGGCUAUUAUUUAGGUUAACUUUCUGUGGGUCUCAUCAAAUCAAUCACUUUUUUUGUGAUGUCCUUCCAUUAUAUAGACUCUCUUGUGUUGACCCUUAUAUUAAUGAUUUGAUGAUACUUAUCUUCUCAGGGUCAGUUCAAACUUUUAGUAUUGCUAUAGUCCUGAUAUCAUAUUUGUAUAUUCUUUUCACCAUAUUCACAAUGAAAUCCAAAGAAGGAAGAGGCAAAGCCUUAUCUACCUGUGCCUCCCACUUUCUCUCUGUGUCGAUGUUCUAUGGUUCUCUGCUCUUUGUGUAUAUUCGACCCAAUGCACUUAAUGAAGGGGAUAAAGACAUAUCUGUCGCUGUUUUUUAUACCCUAGUAAUCCCUUUAUUAAAUCCUUUCAUUUAUAGUCUAAGAAAUAAGGAAGUAAUAAAUGUUAUUAAAAGAAUAAGGAAAAAUAGACAGUUUUGUAAUAUUCCAAAAUAA
Molecule: messenger RNA, 948 nt
Organism: Castor canadensis (American beaver)
Lineage: Eukaryota; Metazoa; Chordata; Mammalia; Rodentia; Castoridae
Product: olfactory receptor 5K3-like
Biological process (GO): G protein-coupled receptor signaling pathway
Cellular component (GO): membrane
Molecular function (GO): olfactory receptor activity; G protein-coupled receptor activity
Source: RefSeq, a predicted model, not a curated record